AUGACUUCAAAAUCUUUUUACUAUCAAGGCAAUCACACAUUCUCUAAAACAGAAAAGGGUUAUAUAGUUUAUCCGAAAUCUCUUAAUGUUAUUUGGGGUAAUGAUAACAGGCGCUAUUGGAAGUUACCUAAAUACGAAAAGGAUGGUGUAAAACUUAUGCGAGUAAAUUGGUUAGAGGUAACAGGUUAGGUUGAUAUAGCGAAGAUUGAAUUUAAGAUGUCAUUGAUGACUGACGCGUUCGGUUGGAGCGAUUCACCAGUUUAUCUUAUGACGAAAUGGGGAGAUAAUACUCGAUGGAAAAAGGUGAAUUCGACAAAUGGAAUUGAUAGCAAAAAGAUGAUAUCAAAAGUUAUUACGAUAACAAAAGGGAAGGGGAACACAACUGAUAAAAUUUAUUUUGGAUUGUAUGAAGUUUGGAACAAAAAGUGGAAAGGAGUUCUCAAAAUUCAUCUAAAAGUUUAUUUAGCCAAGUAUAGAAUAAUACUUGAGAAAUAUACGUCAAUCUUUUUCAUUCUGUAGAUCAAAAUUUAAAAUAGUAAAAUACCAAUUGUUAAAAGUUCAAUUUUUGUUAAAUGUAUUUUUGGAGUGUUUUCUUAAAUGUAUUUGUGUUUGUAACUUUGUA
This is a messenger RNA of Solanum pennellii, 622 nucleotides long. Its product is annotated as protein PHLOEM PROTEIN 2-LIKE A9-like. NCBI's taxonomy places the organism in Eukaryota, Viridiplantae, Streptophyta, Magnoliopsida, Solanales, Solanaceae. The record is from RefSeq and is a predicted model, not a curated record.